AUGGCAACACUAUCACCCGAAAUACUUGCUCGCUUCGAAAACAUAAAUAAACGACAACUCGAGCUAGAAACAAAAGUUACUCAACUAAAGAAUGUAAUCGCUUUAACAACUCAACAAGAGUUGUAUACAGAAAUUAGAGAUGGUGUGAGGGAACUCGAGAAAUGGAUAGAGGUGAAUGACGACGUUACAAAGGAACGAAGAACAGUACAAACAGUAGCUUCAAUUCGGCGAGCUGUUUUGACAUCUAAGCAAAAUAUUGAAAGGGAGGCGAAAAUAGAACGCGAAAUGUUGUUAGGGCGUGUUGAUGGACGAAAUUCAUUUGCUUUUGAAAUGCGAAGACGUAAUUUCACAUCAGAAGAUGCACUUUUGCAUUCAGCUAGUGAUGUUACUGAUGCAUUACGACGCACUACUCAAUUAAUGCAACAAGAGAUUGAACGUAGUGCAUACUCAGCGAAAGUACUUGACGAGUCAUCUCGCGCACUAAAAUCCACUUACAGCGAAUAUCGAGGAUUUUCAUCAGUUUUGCGUGGCUCUAAACAAUUAAUUACCAAAUUAGAACAGAUUGACUGGACAGAUAGGCUACUUAUUUUAUUUGGUCUAUUAGUGUUUGUCUUAGUUGUGUUAUAUGUUCUGAAGAAAAGAGUGUGGAACACUGGUUUUGGCUGGAUGUCAUGGUUCGCCUCUUGGCCAAUUGGAUUGACGUCUUUUAAAAAAUCGCCGGAAAAUUUUUUGUGGGUGGUUGGUUAA
This is a messenger RNA of Cetraspora pellucida, 747 nucleotides long. The record is from the annotation of a GenBank genome assembly. Lineage: Eukaryota; Fungi; Glomeromycota; Glomeromycetes; Diversisporales; Gigasporaceae.